AUGACAACUGACAACGAUUCAGAAGGAAUUCGUUAUGUGAUAAUUGAUGAAAAUCUCGAAAAUGGUGAAAGAACCGAUAGCUAUUCAUUUACAGUAUCCGGAUCAACGGUAUAUCAUCAAAAUUUAUUAUCACUGCAACAACAUCACCGUCAUCUUUCUCAACAGCAACAAAUGCUUAGAUAUGACUGUUCUCUUCAAAAUGAAUCGUCAACUUCGACAUGGGUGGAUAAUUCAUACAGUAUACCAGUUUCAAAUAAUACACACUAUUUGGCGCGAUGUAACAUUUGUGAUGCUCUCUUUGAUUUAGAGGAAUAUCUGAAUCAUACGAAAAAUUGUAGAUUAGAAAAGUCUUACAAAUGUGACAUAUGUGGUAAUGAAUAUAAUAAGGAACAUAAUUUGAAGCUACAUCAUCUUGGACAGCAUGAUAAGGCAGUGGUUGAAAAUGAUAAAUAUAUAUGUUCGUUUUGCCCAAAAAAAUAUGCUCGAUUAGCAGCUUAUUAUGCUCACCUUCAAAUCCAUGGCUUGAAUGAUUCCCUUAUAUGUACAUUUUGUAAAGAAGAAUUUGAUUUCCAGGUGCUUUUAAACAAACAUUUACGCCUGCAGCAUUGCUAUCCUCGUUUGGAAGAUAUCGCUACUGUUGAAAUAUGUAAGAAAUGUGGUAUUGUUAUUUUCAGCAAAGAAGCAAUGGAUGAACACAAACAAAUACAUCGGAAAAUAAACAAGACAAUGAAAAGAAAUAAACGAAAGCGUGAAUCAUAUUCUGGUGAUGGAGCUCAUAAAUGUGAAGUUUGUAGCAAAACUUUUAAAAAAAAGUUUGAAUUGAUACGACAUUAUGUUGUCCAUACAAAAGAACGUCGCUUUGUAUGUGAAAUUUGUGGAAAACGAUUCUCUCAAAAAGCUUCUCUGGGACAACAUACGCUCACGCAUAAUGCAUCUACUGCUCAAAAUCAUAAAUGUUCACUUUGUGAUGCAACUUUCUCACAAGCUGGAAAUUUACGUCGGCAUGUGAAACUUUUGCAUCCUCCAGAUGCUACAUCGCGUGCAGUUUUUCGAUGUUUCAAAUGUAGUUGUGUAUUCAAUUCGUUGCAGCCGCUACAAGUUCAUGCUCGAAAACGGCAUCCAGAAGAAGUAACCCUAAAAAAUUCUAUGAUCGCUGAAGAAGGAACUACUAAUUUACAGGAAUUAAAGAAAAAUAAGUUGUUUUGUUGCUCUAUGUGCGGGAAAGGUUUUGGCAAAACAUCCGAUUUAAUGCGACAUUAUCGAAUACAUAGUGGUGAACGACCAUUUUCAUGUAAUCGAUGUGGUCGAGAUUUUAACUUGAAAUCUUCAUUAAAGUUACAUAUGGAUAGUCAUGUUCGUGCUGACCAUCCCGAUAAUUAUUACACAUGUGCACGAUGUCCUGUUUGCAUGAAACAGUUAGCAUCGGCACCAUCAUUACGUCGUCAUCUUAAAAUUCAUGAAAGACCAUUGGAGCAUUGUGGAGUGUGUUCGCAAAUUUUUCUGAGCAAAAAAGCAUUGGAGCAACAUCAAAUAGCCUGUUUAACAGCAAAUGCUGAAGUUGGCUCAUCUGGAAGUUUGCUGGAACUUUUACCACCUACUGAAAAUACUCCUGUAAAUACUGAACCGGAACGAAGACCCUACAAAUGCCGCACCUGUACGGCAUCAUUUUCAACACUUCGCUGUUUAAAAGAACAUAUUAAUCGACACACGGGCAUUAAACCACAUAUAUGCCGAUUAUGUUACAAGUCAUUUUAUUCCUUAGCUCAGUUAAAAUGUCACAGCGAGAUACAUACAAACAAGCGGCCAUUCAGAUGUUUAACCUGUGAUCAAACAUUCAGACGUCAUUCUCAACUAAAAGCGCAUGCAAGCAAACACCCACGACCAAGCAGCUUAAUGAACUUUGAAUCUUUUUCAUGGUCACCCGAUAAUUUAUUCAGUAAAAGUGUGCAAGAUGAUAAUGCUCAUUUUAGUGAAAAUGAUCUUACCAACUUUGAUUUUUCAUCAUUGGACGCUGAUUCGAAACAGUUGAAUAUAGAUGAUAGUUCAGCUGAGACAUCCUAUUUGAAUAGUUGUUUGAUAUCACAGGACUGCGAUUUAAUAAAUGGCUUAGCAGUUGAAAAAUCUCAAGAGACCCGUUGCCCUGUGUGCUUUUUUAGUUUCAGUUCAGAUGCUACAUUAUCAACUCAUUUGUACAAUAUGACUUCUGAUCCACUACACAGUCUUCCUGUUUUGGCAUGUAAUCAUUGUUCAAAAACGUUUUCCGGAUGCGUUGGCCUUGCUGAUCAUUUACAAGCAUUUCAUCGUCCUAAUCAGCAUGAAGAACGAAGUUUCACCUGUGAUGCGAAUUUCUUACUUAAGGAAGAUCAGCGAUCGCAUGUAUGUGAUGUAUGUGAUCGGCGAUUCAAAAAACCAUCAGAUUUGGUGCGACAUAAAAGAAUUCAUACAGGUGAGAAACCCUUUUCAUGUGGGAUAUGUGAACGAUCUUUCCGAGUUAAAUCAACGUUAUAUCAACACUUGAAAAUACAUGAGGAUUUGGGUAAUGCACGUGAAAUGUGUACAUUGUGUAAACGAUGCUACUGUUCAUUAUCAGCAUUACGACAGCAUUUGUAUUUAGCUCAUGCGGAAGAGAAAUCUUUCAAAUGUACGAAUGAAACAUGCAACGAACGGUUUAAGACUGCUCGUAGCCGUGAUGCACACGUCAGACAAUUCCAUUCGUACAUAACUGCUGACGGUAUUAACCAUCAUCAGUCAUCACUUGCUGCCAGUGAGCAAUUCCAGGCAACUGCCUUACAGCUAGCGCCUGAUCCUAAAAAUGCAGGAUUUGUGCAACCUUCAUUUAAUUCUGCCUUUUCACGUAUUGUAAACAAGGACAUUAAUAAUACGACAACGCAUCUUGUAUUAAGACUACAGCCGCAUCUGAAUCCACAGACUAUUGAAGUGACAAUUAAUGAAAUUUCUGUUAGCAAUGUAAAUGAAAUAAAUAAUUGUGGUGCAAUUGUGAUUCCGAUGCAAAUGCUGCGCUCCUUAUUACCGGAAGGUGUAAUGCUUCGAAUUGCUAUUUCUUAUCCGUUCCUAAAUGCUGGUUCAUUUAUAAUUGUCGAUUCACGACGCAUGUUUUCUUUUUUGUCAGAAAAAAGAACGGAUACAAUAAUGGUACCGGUGAACACAUCCGUAGAACUUACCAAUUUACCAUUAAGUUUAUAUACAAGUGCUCAAGAUUUCGACUCUUUGGCACAACCACCAACAUUCACUUCCAAUUGUGUUAUUUGUGAUGAAACUUUUUCCACUCAACAAGAAAGUGAUGCACAUUUCAGUAGUGAAGAUCAUGAAACAGCACAGUUUUUCUCGCUUCCGCAAUUAACACGUCAUUUGGAUGGAGCAACAGCAACAGUAAACAACAAUCAUUUUCAACCAUUCAUGAUUUCUAGAACAAGAAUGGAAGUAUGUAAGCUGUGCUUGGAGCAGUUUCAAGAUCGCGAAUGCUUAUUGGCACAUAUCCGUCGGGAGCAUGAACGAGACAGUAUUGAUUUGCUUGACCGAAAUGAUUUGAUGAAUUCAGAUAUUAAAUGCGCGAAAAUGGACUUUAUUCGGUUCAAAAAUUGUAUUGUAUCAAAUAUAUCGCUAUGGAAAUAUUGCAAAUUUUAUUCAAAUUACUGCAUAAAUCUUGUUUUUAUGAAGGAUUUCGAUAGGUUACCACUUGUGGGUUUUUCGAUUUGUUCUGGUUUUGAAAUUAUUAAACAGAAACUGCAUCCAAAUAAUACGGUAGCGUACAAGAGUUGGGAUUUACCAGAAAUGCCGUUAUGGGCGAAGAAUCGUGUAGAAGCAGAUGAUUAUCUACGAAUAUUGUUACGGUUUGAAAAUAAACGCUUAGGUGUCUGUUUUCGUCUUAAUUCAUUCCCACCAUCAUGUUAUGUUUAUUUCGAUUAUCUUCCGAAUCACCCAAUGGAAGAGUUAUAUUUAGCACUGGCAAACUGUAAAAUGUUCAAUGAACAGGGCAUACCUCUUAUUGCAAUUUUAAAUCCUCUCGAAAUGUUUACAUGGACAGUGCAAAAGAAAUAUAAGGCUGUCAAUAAAGAUGAUCGAAAAGCUAUUAAACCAUCGAUGGAAAUCGUGACAUCUACUGAGUCCAAGAAGACCAUAACACCAUUAUGUACAUUUUGUUGGGAACGACCAAUCGAUGUGCUUUUUAUGCCAUGCAAUCAUGCAGUAUGUUGUAAAUUUUGUAAGGAUAAUUAUAUCAAACAUGAACGACAACAAAAUAAAGCAAAAAAGUUAUCAAUGGAUAUUGUGUGCCCAGUUUGUCGAAAAAAAAUUGAAAGUGUUGCACAAAUAUGGUUUCCCAAAAUUUGUCGUUGUUUACUGUGUACAUAUGAUUGUAAUAUGAUGUCAGCAGUUGCUGGUGGUGAAAAUGGUUGCGGAUGUGUUAUUGGAUGUUAUGAGAAAGCGCGAAAAUUAUGUGAUGAGGGUGGUUUAUGUCCACAUUGUCACAAAAAGCUUGUUGAUGUGUUGCAAAUUUUCAUUCAAGGUGAGUGGGAACAAUGA
Messenger RNA from Brugia pahangi, 4542 nucleotides. NCBI's taxonomy places the organism in Eukaryota, Metazoa, Nematoda, Chromadorea, Rhabditida, Onchocercidae. The record is from the annotation of a GenBank genome assembly.